GACCUCAUCUCCAGUGACAGUCUGAAUGUCCCUUCUGAGGAGGAGGUGUAUCGGGCUGUCCUGAACUGGGUCAAACAUGAUGUGGAUGGUCGAAGACAGCACGUUCCCCGGUUGAUGAAGUGUGUGCGGCUCCCCUUGCUGAGCAGGGAUUUCUUGAUGAGCAGCGUAGACACAGAGCUUCUUGUACGUCAUCAUUCGGAGUGCAAAGACCUUUUGAUUGAGGCGCUGAAGUACCACCUGAUGCCAGAACAGCGGGGGGUUCUCAGUAACAGUCGAACCAGACCAAGACGCUGCGAGGGAGCCAGCACCGUCCUCUUUGCAGUAGGUGGUGGCAGUCUCUUUGCUAUACAUGGUGACUGUGAAGCGUAUGAUACCCGCACUGACCGCUGGCACAUGGUAGCCUCCAUGUCUACAAGACGAGCCCGAGUGGGAGUAGCAGCUAUCGGAAAUAAACUUUAUGCAGUGGGUGGGUAUGAUGGAACGUCCGAUCUUGCCACAGUAGAGUCAUAUGACCCUGUGACAAACACUUGGCAGCCAGAGGUUUCCAUGGGAACCCGACGUAGUUGUCUUGGUGUGGCGGUACUUCAUGGACUGUUGUAUGCUGCAGGUGGAUAUGAUGGCGCUUCUUGCUUAAACAGUGCAGAGCGAUAUGACCCCCUCACAGGCACAUGGACAUCUAUCGCUGCUAUGAGCACUAGACGUAGAUAUGUCAGAGUGGCAACACUAGAUGGUAACCUUUAUGCAGUCGGGGGAUAUGACAGUUCUUCUCACUUGGCCACGGUGGAAAAAUAUGAGCCUCAGAUAAACACAUGGACUCCAAUUGCCAACAUGUUAAGCCGCCGUAGCAGCGCUGGUGUGGCCGUGCUAGAGGGAAUGUUAUAUGUAGCUGGGGGAAAUGAUGGCACAAGCUGCCUAAAUUCUGUGGAAAGAUAUAACCCAAAAGCUAACACAUGGGAGAGCGUGGCCCCAAUGAACAUUAGGAGGAGCACUCAUGAUCUGGUGGCAAUGGAUGGGUGGCUUUAUGCAGUAGGAGGCAAUGAUGGAAGCUCAAGCCUGAACUCCAUUGAGAAGUACAACCCACGUACCAACAAGUGGGUAGCAGCAUCCUGUAUGUUCACCCGAAGGAGCAGCGUAGGAGUAGCAGUUUUAGAACUUCUCAAUUUUCCUCCUCCAUCGUCCCCUACUCUCUCUGUCUCCUCAACCAGCCUCUGACAAAGAAUCAGGUCCUUCACAUCAAGGAGAAGCCCCCACUGUAUGUUGUAAAUUAAAUUGAUCCUUUGGAGAAAAAUACUACAUUAUCACUUCUGUGGGGCUUCUUCCUGGGACAUGCCAUUUGUCCAUGUAACCUCUUCACUGCUAGAAAGGCCUGCAUCCCAUUGCAAAGAUACCUCUUUGCCAUUUAAAAACAUGACUUUAUCUAAGACCAAUCUGAUAUCGGGGUUAACUUUAAAAGAUUUCCCUGAAAGUGGUCUGGAAAUUGCAUCUCAUUACUCCGUAGCAGAAGACAUCAGGGAAGACGGUGAUCUUUGCUCUCCUCUUUGCACUGUGCAGGUCCCUCAAGCAGGAAAGGAGCAUUACAAUGAAAAACCGAAGUCUUCUGCCUUUGAAGCAAUCAAUGACUCCAGGACCAUCUGUCACGAAAUGUCCCCCUUAAUAUACAAAUAGACAAAGGAUCGUUGCGUGCAGUUGGGAUAUGAAUAUUAAUAUGACUGCCUCUCAGAAAUCCUGGAAAUAGGCACAUGCACAUAAGGUCCCCCCUGCCUACUGUUGCACUGUUUGCUCAGAAGAGUACCAACCUUGGCAUUGAUGCAAGCUUAGAAGUGGUAGUACAAUACAGAGUCCUCAAGCCCUGGAUUACAUGGUCUCAAUUGACUUCUGCUGGAAAUAUAAGAAACUGUUGACAUCCUCAGAAUUAAAGGGAGCUUCCAUAAUAUCUCUCCAUUUACCUCAAAACAUUUACAGAAUAUUGAGAAGUUGUUGAGAAACUGAAUGAAUGAAAGAAACCCCAAAACUGCCCUGUUUAAAUGUAUUGUUCUAUUAGAAGGGAUGUGCACCUAUGGUCAUAUCCACCUCAGAACCUGAAGGUGAACUAACUGCUUUCUGUUAGACAUAUGGUAUCUAGUGGGAAUGAGCAAACUUCUGUUUUUAAGUUCGGCGUACAAGGUUCAGGUUAUCUAAGAAUUUCGUUAUGGAUUCUGCUACCGCAGACCUUAACUUAUGGUCCGUGGUAGCGGAAUCCAUAACGGAACUUUUUAGAUAACCCGAACCUUGUACUUCAAACUCAAAAACAGUUCGCUCAUCCCUAGUAUCUAGUCUAAAGAAGAUCUAGUUCCUAAUAUUGGCCAUGCACAUAAGAUGAACACGUUGACAUGUUCAGAGGCUGGAGCUGGCAGAGCUUUUCUCCCAGGAGAGAAAAAGGAUUGGGUAUGUUGAAAUACAGCAUGUUGACAUGGCCAAUUACUCAUCCAGAAAUCAACGCUGUUCGUCAACAUUUGUCUAAUUUGUAUGGCCAGCUUAAGUGAGACUAUGUAGUUUACUUUUGGCCAUGUGGGUGGAAGCAGCCAAAGGUUAGCAUCCUCUUCAGUGACUGAGUGAAUGACUAACUGGGUGCAAAUAUGCAGUAUAUAUUUUAGCAACACAUUGGAUAUAAGCUUUGACCAACCCAGUUUAUAUUGCCUUGUGAACAGUGGUGUGAGCAGCUUGAAAGUAUGCCUGCCUGCCUACCAGCCAUGAUGGUUGGGUUUUUGGCACUUGGUUCAAGAGUUGAAAGGCAAACAGUAACUUUCACCCUAUCCCAUAACCAUAUAACACUAUAGAACUGACUUCAUGAUGGUUGAGGGUAAAUCAUUAUGAGUACUUUGUGAAAAAAAAUGUUGAUAGGUCAUGAGGAUAGCUCAUUAAUAUCGUCAGUCAUCAAUAUCAGAUAAGAGGGGUCUGGCACCCCCUAUGAUCAGCUUUUUCAGGCUGCCACUGUGCUGGAGACUAUAGUGUAUAGAGCAGAAGUAGUAGGCUUCAUACACUGUGUAAUUUCUGGUGCUGAUGUACUUGAAUGGGAGCUGAGCUGCAGUGCCCCAGCACACCCACUACAUAGUGUAUAGAGCCAUUUGCCUCCUGCUCUGUACACUGUAUAGUAAGAUACUCAAUGUACAGAGCCUGCUGCUUCUGCCAUGUACACCAUAGCAGCCCAAAACAGCUGAUCGUGGAGGUGUUUGAUCAUGGACCCCAAAGAUGUGAUAUUGAUGACCUAUCCUGAGGAUCUGUCCUCAAUAUCUGUAGUCCAGAAAACUCCAUUAAUGAGAUUGUUCGUUCACGUACAGUUUCAUUUCACACAGGGUGAUGUGGUUAGUUUAGGACCCUCAUAAAUGGGUUGAGGAUGGGAACAAUUAUUGGAAACGCUUGCUCUCCUAGUAGUAAUCAUUGCCCCCCAUACAGAGGGUUUGAUUUUGCUGCACGUAAUUACAGCUGAACGAUCGGGCAAUGAUCAGGAACAAAAUAGUUUAUUGACGAUUGUUGCCCUGUGCAGCGGCCCAUGCAAAUUGGUCCUUAAUGUCCACAUAAAAAGACCUGAUCGGCUGAUAAGUUAGCUAAUAGGCGGAAGCAAUUGUUUGCCUGAUCAUCGGCCUGUGUAAAUGGGACUUAAGUGGUACUAGAGGUGUCCCCUGCUUUUUUGUUGAGCAUGGAUGGGUGAGAGCCAGGUGAAGGCUAGCUAAUAUCCAUUGCCUAAUUGACAGCUCUAUAUGACUGCACUUCUGCACCUUCUCAGUAAGUCAUGCUGGAUUGUCAUGUAGCAGAUGUUUCUCCUGAAUGCUAAUGUCUUAUCUCCAUUUUCUACUCUGCACAAUCUGCACAUUUGCUAUUCCAGGUGCUUCUAACUUACACUACUAAGAACCACUCUCUGCCAUAGAUUAUUGUAUAUAUGGUUACCAUGAAAUGUUGCACUUCCUCAUGAACAUAAGUCUAUUUUUAACUAUUUAUAGAAAAAAAAGUUAAUUAUUUCUUCUAUAUUUAUUUAUGCAUCUCAUGCGACUUCUGCACUAAGUAUUUCUGUGUAGUUGUUUUCUGGACCAGGAUUCUCCCUAACAGCACAUUUCCACAUGUCCUCUCUUAUAGCUCAUACAGUUUGCACGUCUUCCGAAACAGAUUUUCAUUGUAGUGAGUGGCAUGCCUUUCCCACAAUACACCUCUUCACCGCUUGGCAUCUCAAGUGCUUUCAACAACUUUGAAGAUCAUUGCGCAGACACAAUGCAGGUCUCCCAUACAUGAGUGACCACUUGGAGCUCGGUCUUUCAGCAAUGUAGUAAUGGCCUGUUGUCUGUUGUUUUUUCUCUCACUUGGGAUGCCGUUGCCAUUCAUUGUAGAGGAGAAUCCAACAACAUACGACCAAUUUGUAGGAACACGUCUGCUUAACAAUGCUAUAAUGAGAUGACUUACCUUUAUCAAGUCACAUUAAUACAGUAUGUACUGCUGGUUACAAUGUAACCAGCUGAAUGGAAAACUAGGUUCGUAAGAGUCUUCAACAAGUAGUCAGAUCUUGUGGCUGUGUUCACAUGAUGCAGCCACAACACAGUCAAAGCCACACAAAUGCUAGUCGGCGAGGUUUUUAAAUUCAAUGCAGUUGAAAGCAGUUUGAGAAUGGUUGUGCGGUAUUGCAGGCAUUAGCUGCAGGCGGGUGCUUUUUUUUUUUACUGCAAUAUAUGAACACAGCUUUAAAGCGGUUUUCCAGCUUCAACUCCAGUUUUAGCUAGAGCAAGGACAGCACUUUACCUGAAGUAAAAAUAAUAAUAAUAAAAAAAGGCGUUCACCUGCUCCCUUUUGUUUCAUUUUAGCGUCAAGGGUCCAGCUGCUUCUGGUCCCCGCGUGUAGACUCCUGGAUAGGGUGACAUGUGCCUCUGCUGCCAAUCGCUGGCCUCAAGGGUGACAUGCCUCAUUGCGUAACAUGUCACCACUGAGGCCAGUGACGGCGCAUGUGACCUUGUUCAGACAUUUACACCUAGGGGACAUGAAGAGGCUGGAUCCUCUGUGCUGGAACAGAACGGUUCGGAGAAGAUGAGUGUUGUUUUUACUUUAGGUACAGUGCUGUAUAGACCCUCACUAAAAUUGGGGUUGAAGCUGGAAAACCCCUCUAAGCUAAUUUAUUAUUUGCACAUGCCAAGGAAGGGUUUAAUAGAGUACAUAGGAUCUGUAUGAGACCACUCUAGAGCCGGGGGGUAUACAUGGUAAAUGUAGGGUCUCAUGACUUGUGGCACAUCCCCAUUAACUUGUUGUCUACUGCUGCAGACCAAAAUUUGUGAACUAACGAGUGAAAGCUCAUUAAAUGUCCAUUCAGAUAGGAGGAACAAAGCUAUGGGGUGGGCAGAAAUAGCAGUCCCACCUCAGCCCCUGAGUCUCGGGGUUACUGUGUUACAGAGGAGGUACAUAAAUAAAGUGCAGAGUUCCAGCACAAAACUUUCUUGGUCACCCCAUGGAAGAUGACAAAAGUUAAAUCAUAAACAAAACCUACGCGUUUCAAGUGGACACCCUACUCUUAAUCAUGGCAUGCUAAUCCACGUACAGUUUGAAUUCAAUUUAGCAUUUUGUCACUCACUUCUAGUUGGUUAGGUGGGGAUAGGAAUAUCUUCUCACUCUAAGGAUGAUGUUGUUCAUCUUAUGGCAGGGAUGCCC
Messenger RNA from Bufo gargarizans (Asiatic toad), 5661 nucleotides. Its product is annotated as kelch-like protein 17. The transcript is spliced from 8 exons. The record is from RefSeq and is a predicted model, not a curated record. Bases 115 to 1212 code for a protein of 365 amino acids. Lineage: Eukaryota; Metazoa; Chordata; Amphibia; Anura; Bufonidae. Gene Ontology annotation, molecular function: protein binding.